UCUGAUUUUACGCCAGGAAGGACGGAUCAAGGAAUCUCUUGAACUGUUCCAGACUUGUACGCUGCUCAACCCACAAAGUUGUGAACACCUCAAACAGGUGGCUCGGUCAUUAUUUCUUUUGGCUCGUCAUAAGGCUGCUUUAGAUGUGUACACAGAAGCAAUAAAGCUCUCCCCCCGAGACUGGGAAAUAUUCCACAACCAAGGGGUGUGCUACAUGUAUCUGGGAGACUUUGCCAAGGCAAAGGAGUGUUUGCGAGUAGCACUGGAAUGCCGCCGUCACGAAAUCUCAUACAUCAUGCUGGGGAAGAUUCACCUGAUGGCGGCAGACAUGAAUGGUGCUAUAGAUAUCUACAGGAGUGCCGUCGAGUUUUCUCCCGAGAACCCUGACCUUCUGACGACCCUAGGUUUACUUUAUAUGCAGGUUGGUCAGUUCCAGAAGGCCUUUGAGAACCUGGGUAAUGCGAUGACCUUUGACCCUUGCCACACAAAGGCCAUCAUGGCAGCAGGAAGUAUGAUGCAGAGUCACGGCGACUUUGACGUAGCUCUGACAAAAUACCGAAUCGCAGCCGUCAACACGCCCGAGAGUCCACAGCUUUGGAACAAUAUUGGGAUGUGCUUCUUCGGGAAGAAGAAAUUCGUAGCAGCCAUCAGCUGCCUGAAAAGAGCGAUUUACCUGGCUCCGUUUGACUGGAAGAUCCUCUACAACCUUGGUUUGGUACAUCUCACCAUGCAGCAGUACGCGUCGAGUUUCCACUUCCUGAGUGCGGCCAUCAGCUUCAAACCCAAGACGGCUCAGCUGUACAUGCUGCUAGCAGUUUCUUUGACUCACCUGGAAGAUCCUGACAAUGCUAAACAGGCGUACGAACAAGCCGUGACACUAGAUCAAAAUGAUCCGUCCAUUUCGUUGAACUAUGCUGUGUUCUUGUACAACACUGGCGAGAGGAAACUGGCAUCAAAGCAGUUCUCGUCGUUUGAAAACAAGAUGCGAGCACUGAAAUCAAACUCGUCCAAUGUCGAUCAAGAGUUGAUCGACGUGGCAGGUAAACUGGGGCCGGCGCUGCAGGUCGGGGAGAGCUUGGUGUGGAAGAAAGAUGAGACAACUCCAGCCACCCCGUCCGGUCAGCGACCAGCAACAUCGUCCGCGGUUGAGGCCACAGUGCUGGCAACGCCCGACAUCGACCGCGAGUCGGUGUUCAGCCCCACGAGAAGAACCAACCCAACUCCAUCGGCAACACCGGCUCCAUCGGCAACACCAGCUCCAUCAGCUGUACCUGUUCCAUCGGCAACACCAGCUCCAUCAGCUGUACCCGUUCCAUCAGCAACACCAGCAAAUGACCCAUGGCAAACUCGUACUGAACUAGCUGCUGGUGACGGGGCCCUGGGAUCAAAUCCCACUGCUGACCCGGAUCCAUUCCCAGCAUCCCUUGUAGAGAGUGCUACUGCUGAGAAAAAGGACGACGCAUUCGCCUCACCGAGCCCCCAUGCUAAGAAAGGCAGCGCUCUGCCUCCACUUGGUAGACGGGGGCUGGAACCUCUAGCCCCUCUCAGUGGCCUGGCCAGCGCCCCGACUCCACCUGAUAAUGACCCGGAAGACGAUGAAAUUGAAAACGAAAAAUCAAAACCUCAAAAAAUUGCUCUCCCCCUGUCUUAGUAUUUCAAACAUUUCUUAAUACUUUACUGUUUAGUGUUUAAGAAAUUUAAUUAUGGAAUUUGGCUUCUUUUUUCAAAAACGAUUAAAAAGCUCAAAAAUUUCUACUUGGAAAAAUAUUUUAAAAGAUUAAACAGAAAUGUAUAUUUGGGGAAUAUUAUUAUUAUGCAUUGAAACAAGAACAAUUUUUUAUUUAUUUUUAUCCCAGCUGUCGACUUAGAUAUUUGCAAUGACAUCAAAUAAGUGUUUGGCUCACAUAACACAAUGUGAACUAAAAGGAUAAAAUGUUAGCAAUAUAUGCACUAUAUUUUGGUGAAUAUCUCAACUUUCGUUUUAUUGUCAGACUUUCAAACUAGUGAGCAAAAAAAGAAACAUAAUUUUUUUUCAUGAAACAAUUAAUUUGGUAAAUAGACGGUCUUAAUGGCACUUAUAUCUCCACUAAAUAUCCAUACUUUUAAUAGACACAAAAUCUAAUGAGAUUCAAAUUCAAUAAUUGUAAAUAAAUUGAAGAAAACGUAA
Messenger RNA from Gigantopelta aegis, 2167 nucleotides. RefSeq names its product Bardet-Biedl syndrome 4 protein homolog. NCBI's taxonomy places the organism in Eukaryota, Metazoa, Mollusca, Gastropoda, Neomphalida, Peltospiridae. Gene Ontology annotation, biological process: cilium assembly; protein localization to cilium. Gene Ontology annotation, cellular component: ciliary basal body. The coding region runs from base 215 to 1651 and encodes 478 amino acids. Gene Ontology annotation, molecular function: protein binding. The record is from RefSeq and is a predicted model, not a curated record. The transcript has 11 exons.